Molecule: messenger RNA, 642 nt
Organism: Rotaria socialis
Lineage: Eukaryota; Metazoa; Rotifera; Eurotatoria; Philodinida; Philodinidae
Source: the annotation of a GenBank genome assembly
AUGAACCUUACAUCACCGAAUCGUCCUUUUAAACUACUACUGAUUGGCGACAGCGCCGUCGGAAAGACAAGCCUGAUGUUUCGUUUUGCAGACAAUACAUUCAUUGAAAACUUCAUACCAACGAUUGGAAUUGACUUCAAAGUUACAACAAUCAACAUACGAAACAAACAAAUUAAAUUACAGCUAUGGGAUACAGCUGGCCAAGAGAAAUUCUAUAAUAUAACAAGAUCUUAUUACCGUAAUGCUGAUGCGAUAGUCCUUGUUUAUGAUCGUACAGCAGCAAGUUCAUUUCAAAAUGUAAGCCGUUGGAUGAGAAAUAUCGAUGAGAACGCCCCUGAUGAUGUCCUACGAGUAUUAGUUGGAAAUAAAAGUGAUCUUCAUCAUUCGAUCAUUAUAUCAACGCAAGAUGGGAAAAAUUUAGCCGGAAAGUACAAUAUAGACUAUUUUGAAACAAGCGCAAAAUCAGAUACAAAUGUCAAUGUAUCAAAAAUGUUUUAUGCUUUAACAGAAAAAUUGCUUGAGCGACAUCGAGUGUUACCUAUGAUGCCAAUCGAUAACAUUGAUAUAUCAAAGCAAUCAUCGGACUCAGCUUAUGAACGAUUUGUGAGUUGUUGUUCAGCUGCAACAACAAUGCAUAAAUGA